This is a messenger RNA of Astrephomene gubernaculifera, 2012 nucleotides long. NCBI's taxonomy places the organism in Eukaryota, Viridiplantae, Chlorophyta, Chlorophyceae, Chlamydomonadales, Astrephomenaceae. The record is from the annotation of a GenBank genome assembly.
CUUGGUUCUAAGUUCAAGUAGUAAACAUGCAGCUUCACGCUCGUUCGUGUGCCCCCGCCUCCGGCCGGAUGGCCGGCAAGCCGCAGCGUCCAGUUGUGCAGCGCAGUCGUAUCGCAGGCGUGCGGGUCCGCGCCGAGGCUGCCAGUGCUCCAUCGGCACCAGCGAUCUCAGACACGGAGGCGGCUGCUGAGCUUGCACGCCUCCAGAAGGGCAAUGCGUUUGAGGAGCUCAAGGCCCUCAGCACGUCGCCGCGCCAAUCCGUCAAUCGCCCCCAGAAGAACGACGACUUGGCUUUCCGCCAAGCCCCAACCAUUGCGGAUUGCUUCCCGGCUAGCGAGAAGCUCUACAAGAGCGUGAAGUACGAUGAUGAAACCACGCUGCAGGUGCCCUUCCGCCGCAUCCACCUCAGCAACGGUACCGACUUUGACGUGUACGACACCAGCGGUCCCCAGGCCGCUGACCCGCGGCAGGGACUGCCCAAGCUGCGUCAGCCCUGGGUGUCUCGUCGUGAGGCCACCGGCGUGACCGCGCGCGCGGGUGUGACCCAGAUGGCGCUCGCUCGUGCGGGUAUUGUGAGUGAGGAGAUGGCGUUUGCGGCGGCGAGGGAGGGACUGGACCCGGAGUUCGUGCGGUCCGAGGUUGCCCGCGGUCGCGCCAUCAUCCCCGCCAACAAGCGCCACGUGGAGCUGGAGCCGUGUGUCGUGGGCCGCAACUUCCUGACCAAGGUGAACUCCAACUUCGGAAACUCGGCCAUCACCAGCUCCAUCGAGGAGGAGGUGGAGAAGCUGCAGUGGAGCAUCAUCUGGGGCGCCGACACGGUGAUGGACCUGUCCACGGGGCACAACAUCUUCGAGACGCGCGAGUGGGUGAUGCGCAACAGCCCCGUGCCGGUGGGCACCGUGCCUGUGUAUGAGGCGCUGGAGAGGGCAGGUGGCCGGGUUGAGGACAUCACUUGGGAGCUGUUCCGGCAGGUGCUGCUGGACCAGGCGGAGCAGGGUGUGGACUACUGGACCAUCCACGCUGGCGUGCUGCUGCGACACGUGCCCCUCACCGCCAGCCGGGUGACGGGGAUCGUGUCACGAGGCGGAUCCAUUCACGCCAAGCUGUGUCUCAUGGAGCACAAGGAGAACUUUGCGUACGAGCACUGGGACGAGAUCCUGGACAUUUGUGCCGCGUACGACAUCACGCUGUCCAUCGGGGAUGGGCUGCGGCCGGGGUGCAUUGCGGACGCCAACGACGCAGCCCAGUUCGCGGAGCUGAAGACCCAGGGCGAGCUCACGCGCCGGGCCUGGCAGAAGAACGUGCAGGUCAUGAACGAGGGCCCGGGCCAUGUGCCGCUGCACAAGAUCCCGGAGAACAUGCAGAAGCAGCUGGAGUGGUGCGAUGAGGCGCCCUUCUACACGCUGGGUCCGCUGGCCACCGACAUCGCCCCCGGGUAUGAUCACAUCACGUCGGCCAUCGGAGCGGCAACCAUUGGCGCGCUGGGCACUGCGCUGCUGUGCUACGUGACCCCCAAGGAGCACCUGGGGCUGCCCAACCGGGAUGACGUCAAGGCGGGUGUGAUCGCCUACAAGAUCGCGGCCCACGCUGCCGAUCUGGCCAAGGGACACCCCGCGGCGGCCGCAUGGGAUAACGAGCUGUCCAAGGCACGAUUCGAAUUCCGCUGGCACGACCAGUUCGCGCUAGCCCUAGACCCCGUCACCGCGCGCGCCUACCACGACGCCACGCUGCCUCAGGAGCCCGCCAAGACGGCGCACUUCUGCUCCAUGUGUGGCCCCAAGUUCUGCUCCAUGAACAUUACGCAGGAGCUGCGCACGCUGGCCCAGUCCGAGGCCGCUGCCUCCGCCGCCGCUGCCGACACCACCGCCGCCGCUGCUAGCGCCGAGGAGGGCAUGAAGACCAUGAGCGAGGAGUUCAAGCGCCGCGGGGCUGAGCUGUACCACUAGAAGGGGGGUGAAGGAGGAGGAGGGCUGGGGGAGAGAACGGAGGUGAUUGGGAGCAGAGGAACGAGG